Ochotona curzoniae (black-lipped pika) is the source of this 3021-nucleotide messenger RNA. RefSeq names its product E2F transcription factor 7 (gene E2F7). The record is from RefSeq and is a predicted model, not a curated record. The transcript is spliced from 13 exons. NCBI's taxonomy places the organism in Eukaryota, Metazoa, Chordata, Mammalia, Lagomorpha, Ochotonidae. Gene Ontology annotation, cellular component: RNA polymerase II transcription regulator complex. Bases 218 to 2938 code for a protein of 906 amino acids. Gene Ontology annotation, molecular function: RNA polymerase II cis-regulatory region sequence-specific DNA binding; DNA-binding transcription factor activity, RNA polymerase II-specific. Gene Ontology annotation, biological process: regulation of transcription by RNA polymerase II.
UCCAGGCAGGAGUCGUGUUCGGCGGGUCGGAGCGCAGGCGCUUCCCGGACGCCACGGGGUCCCCGCCAGCGUAGUGCCUUCAGAGCGGGUGUCUGCGCCCCUCACUUUGCCUUCCCGAUGUCUCCGUCAGGCUGCUGAUCACUGCACAGGCGUCCCGCAACCGUGUGGGGCAGUGGGGGUCUCUGGAGAGGCAAAAAGCCUCCUUCGCAAAGCGGGAAUGGAGAUAAAUUGUUUAACACUAAAAGACUUGAUCAACCCCAGGCAGCCCAGACUAGAUUUUACAGUUGAAGAUGGAGAAAAUGCACAAAAGGAAAAUAUAUUUACUGAUCGCUCAAGGAUGGUCCCAAAGACUCCAAUCAAAAAUGAACCAAUUGAUUUAUCAAAGCAAAAAAUCUUUACUCCAGAAAGAAAUCCCAUUACUCCAGUCAAGCUUGUUGACAAGCAGCAGGCAGAACCAUGGACACCUACAGCAAACCUGAAGAUGCUCAUUAGUGCUGCCAGCCCAGACAUAAGGGACAGGGAGAAGAAAAAGGAACUGUUUAGACCCAUUGAAAACAAGCAUGAUGCAUUUACAGAAUCUCUCCAGCUUGAUGUUGUUGGGGACAGUGCUGUUGAUGAAUUUGAAAGACAAAGGCCAAGCAGAAAACAAAAAAGUUUAGGACUCCUGUGCCAGAAGUUUCUAGCGCGUUAUCCAAGUUAUCCCUUAUCAACUGAAAAAACUACCAUCUCCCUAGAUGAAGUUGCUGUCAGUCUUGGUGUUGAAAGGAGACGCAUCUAUGACAUUGUAAAUGUGUUAGAGUCACUGCAUCUGGUCAGCCGGGUGGCCAAGAAUCAGUAUGGCUGGCAUGGAAGGCACAGCUUGUCCAAAACCCUAAGGAACCUCCAGAGAUUAGGAGAGGAGCAGAAAUAUGAAGAACAGAUGGCAUUCCUCCAACAGAAAGAGCUGGACCUGAUGGAAUAUAAAUUUGGAGAACAUAAAAAAGAUGGCUAUCUGGACUCUCAGGAUCAACAGUUGUUGGAUUUCUCAGAACCCGACUACCCCUCAUCAUCUGCACACAGUAGGAAAGACAAAUCUCUGAGGAUCAUGAGCCAGAAGUUUGUCAUGCUGUUCCUGGUCUCUAAAACCAAGAUAGUUACCCUGGAUAUGGCUGCCAAAAUACUGAUAGAAGAAAGCCAGGAUACCCCAGACCACAGUAAAUUUAAAACAAAGGUACGGCGACUCUAUGACAUAGCCAAUGUUUUGACCAGCCUGGCUUUGAUAAAGAAAGUGCACGUAACAGAAGAACGGGGCCGUAAACCAGCAUUCAAAUGGAUUGGGCCCGUGGACUUCAGCUCCAGUGAUGAAGACGUGGUGGAUGUUUCUGCAUCUGUCUUACCAGAACUGACAAGAGAAACAUACGACCAGAUCCCAGUUGGUGCAAAACAGAGGCUGGCUCGUUAUGGUUCUCUUCACACAGUUCAGGCUUCUGAGAGGAUCCAGAGGAAAGUAAACUCAGAACCCAGCAGCCCCUGCAGAGAACAAGGAUCAAAUAGCUAUACCUUAGAAAUGGGAAGUCUGGCAGCUGUCUAUAGACACAAACUAGAGGACACUUCACAAAGAAAAGUCUUUGCCAGUAAGACAGUGGUGCCUCCAUCUAGCAGUUUGAGCACUAUUACGCCUUCCCUCUCUGUUGACUCAGAAUAUUAUGCCAGUCCUUUAGCUCAUCAAGUGUUUUCUGUGGCUCAGGCAGAUUUGCAGGCUUUCUCUGUGCAAAAAGGUCUGAAUGGCCAAGUAGGUGCCUCCCUCACUCCUGCGGCCUCUGACCUGGAGAACCUGAAACCAGCUCUGCUAGCUGGCCAGCCCCUGGUGUACAUGCCCUCCUCUUCAUUGGUCAUGCUGUAUGGGAGCUUGCAAGAGGGACCAUCCCCAGGGUUGACAUCCGAGAAGGACAGCAGAAGCUCAGAAGUCCCUGUUGCACAAGAGCUAUCAUCUCUACUCUCUGCUCAGAAACGCCUCUGUGAGGAUAGGAAACAUCAGGAAGAAGAUGAGCCGGCCACUAAAAGACAAAAUUGGAAAUUGGAAGACAGCCCCCUCUCCCUUGUCAUGCCUAAGAAAUUAUCAGAAUCCACAGACCGUGUCUCUCCAAAGAUGAUGGCUAGCAGUGAAACUAUACCUUUCAAAGACUAUCCUGUGAAUAGUCACCCCCCUGCUUCAAAGGAAGUUUCAGGAAAGGCUACAGCUAAUGGCUUUGUUUCUUCUGAGUGGGGAAGUUCAUCAAGAAAUAUAGAUGCUGAAAAGCCUAUGAAAGAAAAUGAAAGUCUCCAAGAGCCUUCUCUGCUACAGUGCCUUUAUGUGCAGUCUCCAGCUGGAGUAAAUGGCUUCAAUGUGCUUGUAUCUGGCAAUCAGCCCCCACCUAGUGUGGGAACAUCCUCUGCUCAGAUGUCCUCCUUCGGCGUUCCAUGCAUGGUCUUACCGUCUCCUACUCUGGGAGCUUUUCCUGUCCUGUAUUCUCCCUCAGUGCCUGGGCAAGUGUCGUCUUCUCCUGGCACCCUCCCAAAUACAGGACCUGUGAAUUUUGGCUUACCUGGCCUUGGAUCAACAGCUCAUCUUCUCAUUGGCCCUGCACCAAUGGUUAAUUCGAAGUCAUCCACACUUCCUUCUGCAGACCCUCAACUUCAGGCUCAACCCUCUCUGGACUUAAGUCCCGUUAUGUCAAGAACAUACAAGCUUCAACCUGAAUCUCCUGUUUAUAUGGGACAUCCAGUCUCAGUAGUAAAACUGCAGCAGUCACCAGUUCCGCUGACCCCCAAAAGCAUCGGACACACAAAUCGUGAGACGUUUUUCAAGACACCUGGGAGCCUCAGAGACCCAGUCCUUAAGAGAAGAGAAAAGAAUCAGUCACGGAACACCAGCUCCGCCCAGAGGAGACUAGAAAUCCCCAGUGCUGGGGCUGACUAGCCAGACACUUUGGCGAGUGAGAGUGGCAUCAACCCAUCUGCACAUCCCUAUUCCAGACUACAGUAUCCCAAGCAGAAUGCAAA